Messenger RNA from Gadus morhua (Atlantic cod), 1817 nucleotides. It is a transcript of the gene cdk1, whose product is annotated as cyclin dependent kinase 1. NCBI's taxonomy places the organism in Eukaryota, Metazoa, Chordata, Actinopteri, Gadiformes, Gadidae. Gene Ontology annotation, cellular component: nucleus. Bases 146 to 1054 code for a protein of 302 amino acids. Gene Ontology annotation, biological process: G2/M transition of mitotic cell cycle; protein phosphorylation; mitotic G2 DNA damage checkpoint signaling. The transcript has 8 exons. The record is from RefSeq and is a predicted model, not a curated record. Gene Ontology annotation, molecular function: ATP binding; cyclin-dependent protein serine/threonine kinase activity.
UGGUCUCUUUUUUUGAACCAUCGUUGGCGGCGUCCAUUUCAUACCAGUCGUUAGAUUAGAGACGUCUAGUUAGAGGACUCUGAGUCGUUACAUUGCUGAUUUUAUCCUGUUUCUUCACUUCAUCGAGUCUCAACCGCAGUAAGCUAUGGAUGACUACCUGAAAAUCGAGAAGAUCGGAGAAGGGACCUACGGCGUGGUCUACAAGGGCAGACACAAGAGCACGGGCCAGAUCGUUGCCAUGAAGAAGAUCCGCCUGGAGAGCGAGGAAGAGGGGGUCCCCAGCACGGCCGUCCGCGAGAUCUCCUUGCUCAAGGAGCUCCAGCACCCCAACGUGGUCCAGCUACUGGACGUCCUGAUGCAGGAGUCGCGCCUCUACCUCAUCUUUGAGUUCCUGUCCAUGGACCUGAAGAAGUACCUGGACUCCAUCCCGUCCGGCGAGUACAUGGACACCAUGCUGGUCAAGAGCUACCUGUACCAGAUCCUGGAGGGCAUCCAGUUCUGCCACUGCCGGCGGGUGCUGCACCGUGACCUGAAGCCCCAGAACCUGCUCAUCGACAACAAGGGCGUGAUCAAGCUGGCCGACUUCGGCCUGGCGCGGGCCUUCGGCGUCCCCAUCCGCGUCUACACGCACGAGGUGGUGACCCUGUGGUACCGGGCCCCCGAGGUCCUGCUUGGCUCGGCGCGCUACGCAACGCCGGUGGACGUGUGGAGCAUCGGCACCAUCUUCGCCGAGCUGGCCACCAAGAAGCCCCUGUUCCACGGGGACUCAGAGAUAGACCAGCUCUUCCGCAUCUUCAGGACCCUCGGGACCCCCAACAACGACAUCUGGCCAGAGGUGGAGUCCCUGCCCGACUACAAGAACACCUUCCCCAAGUGGAAGGCGGGGAACCUGGCCGCCAUGGUGAAGAACCUGGACAAGAACGGCCUCGACCUGCUGGCCAAAACUCUGAUCUACAACCCGCCCAAAAGGAUCUCGGCCCGCCAGGCCAUGGCCCACCCCUACUUUGACGACCUGGACAAGUCUACGCUGCCGGCCAGCUCCACCCAGAUCUGAGCCCCGCACCUCCAACAUGAUUUGAGCACCAUACCUCCACCCAGAUUUGAGCCCCCUACCUCCACCCAGAUCUGAGCUCAGCUCCUCCACCCAGAACUGAGCUCAGCUCCUCCACCCAGAUCUGAGCCCCCCUCACCCCCACCCAGAUCUGAGCCCCCCUCACCCCCACCCAGAUCUGAGCCCCCCUCACCCCCACCCAGAUCUGAGCCCCCUCACCCCCACCCAGAUCUGAGCCCCCUCACCCCCACCCAGAUCGGAGCCCCUCACCCCAAACCAGAUCUGAGCCCCCCAAGCUCCACUCAGAUCUGAGCCCCCCACUUCCACCCAGAUCUGAGCUCAACUCCUCCACCAAGAUCUGAGCCCCCCACCUCCACCCAGAUCUGAUCUCUAUUCAGCACCGCCCGAUUCUUAUCGCAGCCCCGACCGGGACUGAGCCCAGCUCCUCGCCUCGCAACCUUGUUUCUUUCAAUGUUUUUGGAGUAUUCUUGUAAAUAUUUUAAUGGUUGUUUGUUUCAUAACCUAGUAAAGUUCCUUUUUAACCAUAGCCGCUGUGAUUUACCUGUUUCUGAUUGUUGGUUUGGCCGAUGGUGAUUGGUUUAGAAAUGAGUGGUUUUCACAUAUUUGUUCACGUAUGGUUUUCACAUAUGGUUUCUUCUUCCACCAGCUGUAAACUAAUGACAAGCCUAAGAAAGAUGUCUGCACUAUAUCAACCUCAUAUCCAUGAUCUGACGAGACAUCCAAUUAAACACUCCGUUAGAUAUUA